Messenger RNA from Symbiodinium sp. CCMP2456, 150 nucleotides. The record is from the annotation of a GenBank genome assembly. NCBI's taxonomy places the organism in Eukaryota, Dinophyceae, Suessiales, Symbiodiniaceae.
GCAGCUAUCCCUUUGUCUUCAGUGGCGAUUGGACUGUCUCACACCUUCCGACUGCUGGUGUCCAGUGGUGUUGCCGCCCGGCAGGCCAUGGUGAGCCACCUUGCGAACCUGGAUGCAUCAAUUCCGUCCUCGCUCUCUUUGCCACCCGAU